AUGAUCUCGCUCAAACUCCUCAAUUUGUUGGCAGUCGGAGGCGUUGCCGUCUUCGUCUGCUCUCUCGCACCCACUGCGAACGGUCUCUCCGGUGUUGCCACCCACCAGGGUGCGAACCGCCUCGCGGCGCACCAGGGGAUCUCGAAGAGGGCGAACAAGAACAAGCGUUCCCUCACCAAGCGCUGCAAGAACCGCGACAACAGCACCAGCUCUGACGUUGCCGCUUCUACCACCUGGUCGUCUUCUUGGGUUGCGCCGACGUCCACGGAUGUCGUUAGCAGCGAUUGGAGUUCUAGCGAUUGGAGUUCCUCCAGCGAUUGGACUCCUACCGCGUCCGACACGCCGGCCUGGACCCCGACCAGCUCGUCCCCCCCGGCUGCUAGCCCCACGAGUGGAACCAGCUGGGGCAGCAAGGUUGGCGUAGCUUGGACUGGCAGCGACACCAACGAGCUCGCCACCGUCAAGACCGCUCAGACCAACUACCUUUACAACUGGAGCCCCUGGACGCCCGAGAAUGCGAUCUCACUCGGUUACCACUACUGGCCUAUGCUCCAUGACGCAAACCAGGUCUCCGACUUCCAGUCUCAAGUCUCGACGCCAGCAUAUUCUGGCCAGAACAUCCUUGGCUUCAACGAACCUGAGCAAUCUGGCCAAGCGAACAUAGAUGCUGGUACCGCCGCGUCCUUGUGGCAACAGUAUAUCCAGCCGAAGGCGGAUGUGGGCUUUGGGCUGAUUUCCCCUGCGGUCACCAACGACGACCAGGGUAUCCCUUGGAUGCAGUCCUUCAUUUCGUCGUGCAACGGAUGCUACUUCUCCGCAGGAUGUGCGGUUCACGUUUACACCACGAGCGCGGACGAUUUCAAGAGCUACCUUAACAAAUACCACGACACUCUCGGUAGCAGCUGCAACGCCAUCCACGUUACUGAGUUCGCCUGCCAGAACUUUGGCGGUGGCGACCAACCGGACACGGGCGCGAUCUGGAGCUUCUACAGCGAUGUCAUCCAGUGGAUGGACUCGACCGAUUGGAUCCAGUCCUACUUUGCUUUCGGUAUCCUUGACAACAUGGACAACGUCAACCAGGAGGAUGCUCUCAUCUCUGGUGGCUCGCCGACCUCUCUCGGUUACACUUACAUCAACAACAGCUGGCAGUGA
Messenger RNA from Rhodofomes roseus, 1152 nucleotides. RefSeq names its product glycosyl hydrolase catalytic core-domain-containing protein. The record is from RefSeq and is a predicted model, not a curated record. The coding region runs from base 1 to 1152 and encodes 383 amino acids. Gene Ontology annotation, biological process: fungal-type cell wall polysaccharide metabolic process. The transcript is spliced from 6 exons. Gene Ontology annotation, cellular component: fungal-type cell wall. NCBI's taxonomy places the organism in Eukaryota, Fungi, Basidiomycota, Agaricomycetes, Polyporales, Fomitopsidaceae.